Messenger RNA from Pectinophora gossypiella (pink bollworm), 3722 nucleotides. RefSeq names its product cleavage and polyadenylation specificity factor 73 (gene Cpsf73). The record is from RefSeq and is a predicted model, not a curated record. Gene Ontology annotation, cellular component: mRNA cleavage and polyadenylation specificity factor complex. The transcript is spliced from 16 exons. Lineage: Eukaryota; Metazoa; Arthropoda; Insecta; Lepidoptera; Gelechiidae. The coding region runs from base 588 to 2648 and encodes 686 amino acids. Gene Ontology annotation, molecular function: RNA endonuclease activity; RNA binding; 5'-3' exonuclease activity. Gene Ontology annotation, biological process: mRNA 3'-end processing by stem-loop binding and cleavage.
GUAGCCAACACGGAGUUUUGACAAUUACGAUUCAUUUCACUCUCUCGCAGAAUUAUGACACAUCAGAUUUCUGAUAUUAAUUUAUUAUUUGAUUUGAUCAUUAAUUCACAACAUAAAAGAAAUAGUAAUAUUAGUUGUAGAGUGAUGACGAAUAACUAAUGAUUAAAAUAUAAAAAAAAUACUUAUAAAAUAGAAGUUGCAAAAAACCUUUUGCGUGUAAACGAACUUGUAUACCUAGGGUGGACAGUAAAUAAAAAUAUGUUUCACGCUGAGGUAAAAUUUAUUCAAUGAAAUAAUUAUUUUCAAGCAACUGAACAGAAAAUGAAUUGCUUAGAUAAAGCAACCGAAUACAUUUUAACUUUUCAGUGCAUUUAGAUUUGCUUAAAUAUAAGUACAAAUUGAGUUUAAUGUUGAAAACGGGUGUUCAGUUUGUUAUUAUGGCAACAUUAUAAUAACCUCAAAUUCUGCUUUUGUCAUCUUUGGCCGGUGGAUGUUUUGUUUUGCAAAUCAAUAUUUUAUUGAAAUAAUUAUUAAACCUAUUGCGUUCGAAUGUCGUUGAAUAUAUUCAGAUAAAUAAAAUCUAAAUCAUGACCACUAAUCCAAGAAAAGGCACCGAUCCGGUGCUUAUGGAGGAAAGUGACCAACUUACGAUAAGGCCUUUAGGCGCUGGUCAAGAAGUAGGCAGAUCAUGCAUCAUGUUGGAGUUCAAAGGGAAAAAGAUUAUGCUGGACUGUGGCAUCCACCCUGGUCUAUCAGGAAUGGAUGCCCUGCCUUUUGUGGACUUAAUAGAGGCUGAUGAAGUGGAUCUGCUGCUCAUAUCACAUUUCCAUUUAGACCACAGUGGUGCUCUGCCAUGGUUCUUGACGAAGACCUCAUUCAAGGGCCGUGUGUUCAUGACUCAUGCAACCAAGGCUAUCUAUCGGUGGCUUGUCUCAGACUACAUUAAAGUUAGCAACAUAUCAACAGAACAGAUGUUGUACACUGAGUCUGACCUGGAGAACUCAAUGGACCGCAUCGAGACCAUCAACUUCCACGAGGAGAAGGACGUCCGUGGUGUCCGGUUCUGGGCAUACAACGCCGGACACGUGCUGGGAGCUGCCAUGUUCAUGAUUGAGAUAGCUGGAGUUAAAAUCCUGUAUACUGGUGAUUUCUCAAGACAAGAGGACCGGCAUUUGAUGGCGGCGGAAAUACCGACAGUGCAUCCCGAUGUCCUGAUUACGGAGUCAACAUACGGCACACACAUCCACGAGAAACGCGAAGAGCGCGAGAGUCGGUUCACUGGUCUGGUCAGCGAUAUUGUGACGAGGGGGGGCCGAUGCCUCAUACCCGUGUUCGCUUUGGGGCGAGCACAGGAGUUGCUGCUUAUAUUGGACGAAUACUGGUCCCUGCACCCUGAGCUGCAGGACAUCCCGAUCUACUACGCGUCCUCGCUGGCCAAGAAGUGCAUGGCGGUGUACCAGACGUACAUCAACGCUAUGAACGACCGCAUCCGCCGCCAGAUCGCCGUCAACAACCCCUUCGUCUUCCGGCACAUAUCCAAUCUAAAGGGCAUAGACCACUUCGAGGACAUAGGUCCGUGCGUGAUCAUGGCGUCACCCGGUAUGAUGCAGUCGGGCCUCUCCCGCGAGCUGUUCGAGUCCUGGUGCACCGACCCUAAGAACGGUGUCAUUAUCGCUGGGUACUGCGUGGAAGGCACGCUGGCCAAGACGAUCCUGUCGGAGCCGGAAGAGAUCACCUCCAUGUCCGGUCAGAAGCUGCCGCUCAAGAUGUCCGUGGACUACAUCUCCUUCUCCGCGCACACAGACUACCAGCAGACCUCCGAGUUCAUCAACAUCUUGAAGCCGCCGCAUGUUGUGCUGGUCCACGGCGAGCAGAACGAGAUGUCCCGGCUGAAGGCGGCGCUGCAGCGCGAGCACCGCGGCCGCCUCGCCAUCCACACGCCGCGGAACACGCAGCAGCUGGCGCUCACCUUCCGCGGGGACAAGACCGCCAAGGUGAUGGGUUCACUAGCCAUGGAGCCCCCGGAGCCGGGGCGGCAUCUGCAGGGCAUCCUCGUCAAGAGGAACUUCAACUACCACAUUCUGGCGCCGGCAGACCUCAACAAAUACACAGAGUUAAGUCAAUCGGAGGUCACACAACGCCAGUCCAUCCACUACGCGGGCUCGCCUGCCUUACUGCGCCACGUGGUGAUGCAACUAGCAGGCAACGUGGAGUUCCUCAGCGAGACACGCUGGAGGAUCUACUCGUGCGUCGACCUCACACUAGAAAACAACAUCAUCACACUCGAGUGGCAGGCGCAGCCGGUGUCGGACAUGUACGCGGACGCGCUGGUGGCGGGCGUGCUGGCCGCGUCGGCGCUGCCCGCGCCGCGACACCUGCCGCUGGCGCCCAAGCUGGACCGCAUGCACUUCAAGGAGUGUGUAAUAGAGAUGCUGCAAGAAAUGUUCGGGGAGGAUUCCGUGCCCAAGAUGUUCAAGGGGGACAAGCUGUACGUGACUGUGGGUGACAAGCGAGCCGACAUCGACCUGCUCAGCAUGGAGGUAUCCUGCCCAGAGGACGAAGGCUUCGAGCGCACCGUCCACACCGCCAUCAGCAAGCUGUACGCGGCGCUGGCGCCCGUCAAGCCGCCGCCGCCGCCCAGCUCCUGACCUGCAGACCUGCUGACCAGCUCCUGACCUACUCGGCACGAGCGGGGCUCCACAAUGCGCUACAUUUAAAGUUUCACCUCUUAAUUAAAAUUUACAUCAAAAACAUUUUUAAAACGAAAUUGGUGCUAAUUCCUGUAAAUACCAUCUAAUUUUAUUUUAAGUUAUAUCUGUCCUUUUCUUAUCCGCCGAAAAGGAAAGGGACGGGUAAUCGACAAGCAUAAAAUUUAUGGAACACACGUCAAUUUUAAGCACAAAUCUAAACCAACCGUCUAAAAAUUUUACGUCAGUCAAUAACCCGACACAUUAAUUUACUCAUUCUUCCUAAAAUUAAGAGCUGUGAAUCAUCCGUCCCUUUCCUUUUCGACGGAUACGAAAAUGACGGAUAUAACCUAAAAUAAAAUUAGGUGGUGUCUGCAGGAAUCGGGGCCAUUGUUUAGUUAAAUUGUCCGAUAAGGGAUUCUAAACCACUCCUUAGGCCGGGUUUCCACUGACGCGGAGAUGUGCGGAUUUGACCAAUCACAGCGUUCGAGAGCGAAAAACGAAGACGCUCAGUCACUCUCUCCCUCACGGUGAUUGGUCGAUUCCUGCACAUCUCCGCACAGUCCCGCGUCAAUGGAGACGCAGCCUUAAGUUGUGGUCACCUUUAAACUUUAAUACUGAGGACUUAGGUUUGAGUUUAAGUUAUUUUCUAAGUAAAGAUCUUAAACCUUUUAAUUCAGGUACGGGUAAACGACUGUAACGCAUUGAUGUAUAAUAAAGUUACUAUAGUAACACUUAAAACACUCCAUAUUCAUCGUUAUACAUUUCCAUCCAAGUUCAUGUCUCCUGGAGAGAUUAUAAAAAGACAAUAUAAAUUGUCAUGUUUGAAGACGUCAAACGAAAUUGUUGUAACAAUCAUACAACUAUUAUUUUGUAAGUCAUGAGUGUAUAAUGCGGAUGGAUUUCGUUCUAGUUUUAUGUACUAACUCUAAAAUGCGACUGCAAGUCAGCUUUUAAAAAUAAUAAUUGUGAGACUGUAUUAUUAUUGUGUAGUACACGUAUUAUGUAAGAAUAAAAUAAACUAAUUAUAUCGUU